UGACGUAUGGUCUAAACUACUUGAAGUUUUACCACGGACUUUUAUUUUCACGAACAAGACGUGACUAAAUUAUAUUUUUUGUCGUUCACAAUGUCAAGCUUCUUUUUGUCGAAUGCCAACAAAAGGAAGAAGAAGAAUACAAAGUUGAAAUCAUCUCAGAAAAAAACAUCUGGUUCAAGAAAGACGAAAGUCGUGGAUGAGGAUGUAGGAAGCGAUUUUGAUUUUGAGAGUGAAGAACAAGCCAACAGGGACAUUGAUUAUUCAGAAGAUGAAACGGCCCAAGAGAAACGUCUUCGACUGGCAAAAGAGUAUUUGAUUCAGUUAGAAAACGAAGAGAAGGACAACCGACAAGAUAUCUCUGACAGUGAAGAUGUAGUUGGAGAAAGGUUGCAAAGGGAAGUGCUAGAGAAGCAAGGAAACUUAGAGAGAAAAAUAGCCAGUAGUUGUAUUUGCCCUAGUGAAGAUGAUAUCAAAAUACUUACUGGUCAUAGAUUGUCACUGACAUGCCUGUGCAUAUCUUCGAAUGAUAAAUAUGUGUUUUCAGGAUCAAAAGAUUGUUCCAUUGUCAAAUGGAAUCUGCUUAUUGGCUGUAAAGAAGGAAAGAUACCAAGUGGGCAUGUAAAAUGUGGGAAUAAUGAAAACCAUGGUCAUAUUGGGCAUGUAUUUGCAAUUGCCAUUUCAUCUGAUGGUAAAUUUUUGGCUAGCGGUGGGCAGGAUAAACUUAUUCGUAUCUGGAAUCCUGAGGACCUUACUCAUAUUCAUACUUUCAAAGGACAUCGAGAAGCUGUUACUGGUCUGGCUUUUCGUCAUGAAUCCAAUCAAUUAUUCAGUGCAUCUAAAGAUCGAACAGUGAAGAUUUGGAGUUUAGAUGAAAUGACGUUUGUUGACACUCUUUUUGGUCAUGAAGAUGGCGUCACUGCCAUCGAUUGCAUGAGAAGCGAACAAGCGGUAACCUCUGGAGGACGUGAUUCCAGCAUCCGUUUGUGGAAGGUUGUUGCAGAAUCCCAGUUGGUUUUCAAUGGUGCAGGUGGAUCUAUUGAUUGUUUGCGAAUGAUUAACGAGAAGACUUUCGUUUCUGGCUCUGACGACGGGUCUUUGUCGUUGUGGAAUGUCACAAAGAAAAAACCUUUAUAUACCAUUCAUAAAGCUCACAAAUCUGGAAACACCGACAGCGCGUACGCACCACGAGAAUCGUGGACUGCAUCUGUUGCUUCAGCUCGUAAUACUGACUUGAUAGCCUCUGGAUCUUCAGAUUCUUUCAUAAGACUUUGGCGUUGUGAAGAUGGAAAUAAAUCAAUUUCUUCUUUAUUCAGUAUACAUAUGAUCGGUUUUGUGAACGCUUUGGCCUUCUCAAAUCAUGGGGAAUAUCUUGUUGCUGGUGUUGGUCAGGAACACAGGUUAGGACGAUGGUGGCGUUUAAAGGAAGCAAAAAAUUGCUUAUGUAUUAUUCCUUUAUUUAAGGCUAGUGAUGUUAGCAGGACGUAGCUGAGAAAUAUUUGUUAUAUGUUACGGUAGAAUGCAUUAUUUUAUUCUGCCUUUAUAUUUCACAUGUUGGAACACACCGAGUUACGUUUUGAAGGGAUUAGUAUAAUUUCAUGUCAGCAUCCGUAUGACCAUAGGCGGCCCAAAAAAUCACUUACCUAGCCAACUCACCCCAUAUAUUUAUUCUCUAUAUUAUAAUAUAGAUACAAUCAAUUAGUACAAAGUUUGCGGCGCACGGUCUGUUACGAUAGAGUGGGGAGAGUUUUGUUUGUUUAAAUUAUUUAUCUAUUACUAACGAUAACUCACCCCAUAUAUUUAUUAAAUAUAUUAUAAUAUAGAUACCAUCAAUUAGUACAAAGUUUGCGGCGCACGGUCUGUUACGAUAGAGUGGGGAGAGUUUUGUUUGUUUAAAUUAUUUAGCUAGCUAAGCGAGUUUUUGGGAAGCCUAUGGUAUGACAGGAGUUUUUUUUGUUGCUUUUUCGUAUGAUUGAUGAAUUCUCGAUGGCUGUUAAGCGUAUGACGUCAAUAGAAAAUGACGUUGGCAAAAAUAAAGUAGAAAACGAAAACUUUCAUUUGUUAGUCUUCGCCAUGUUAUAUGUGAACGUUGUGAAAGUGUAGGUAUCCGAAAUCAGAGACAAAAAACGCAUACCGCUGACCAGGUGUUUAGUCAGCUUUGUUUUGAAUUGCUACUACCACAAACUGCUAUUAGCAAUGCACAAAAUAGUAUAAUUUCACCCUUCUAUUUGUGUACGUGUUUCACGUUUAGCGGUCAUCUGCGGAAUCCUUGGUCUUAAUCUCGUACGUUUUCUAAUAAUUAACAGAAACUUGAAAAAAAUUACUUCAUUCAUAUUUGGUAGAGGAAUCGGCAAAAAUUAAGAGGUUACGUUAUAGUUAGUUAAAGUGUUGGUCAAAUUUCAUACUGUAUUGCCUUAAAUAUUUCUGUAUGAACCGGGCAAUGCUUCAGUUAGCACAAUUCAUCACGUCUUACAAGUUUCAUACGUACACCACUUUAACAUACUUACAUUUCCGGUUAGCUCUAACCUGUCAUCUGUCUGAUUUAUCAACUUGGCAAAGACGCAUCCUUUUUUGUGUUUCUACAUGAAACUUUAUGCUGUUGUAGAUAUUGUUGAACGAUCUGGUCAAAAACUGAACAAACUCCUAUAGACACUUUCCUGCAUGAAAUAUAUUACAGCGGCCGACACUGCUGUUCAACUUCUUCAAGGAACAACUUCUAACACUCAACAGUCAACAUUAUUAAUUCCUGCUACCUUCUGUUCUAUGACCGUCAUUGUCUUCUCUUCGCUCUCCAACCUUUUCCUCAUUCAUACGUACAAUCAUACUCAAAAUACUCCAUCACAUAUUCAGUACCUGUCUAAAAAGAUAUCCAUCAUGUCACUCAACUGCAGCACAUUCUUCUUAUCUCUAUGUUUUUAUCACUCUAAUUUGUAUACACAUGCAUUGCGUUCCUUUCUACGGUCUAACCGAGCGUUCAUUGGUGGAAAUAGUUACACUUCCAAAGAUUUAUCUGACAAUAAAAUUGGGGUAAAUAAAAAACAUUUUGGACUAGAA
Molecule: messenger RNA, 3051 nt
Organism: Xenia sp. Carnegie-2017
Lineage: Eukaryota; Metazoa; Cnidaria; Anthozoa; Malacalcyonacea; Xeniidae
Product: U3 small nucleolar RNA-interacting protein 2-like
Exons: 14
Coding region: 91-1485 (464 amino acids)
Cellular component (GO): small-subunit processome
Molecular function (GO): snoRNA binding; protein binding
Source: RefSeq, a predicted model, not a curated record